CUGGGGCCCUUUGGAACGGUAAAGCCGCCUUUUCUGCUGUUAUCUAGACCAAGGGCUGGUGGGGUAGGGGUCUGCUCCCAUCAGCUACCUGGCUUUGUUCAUGGAGAAAGCCUUCCCUGUGGCCUUGAACUUGGAUCCAGCCCAGUGAGGGCCAGAGCACACCCGGGGAUAGCCAGGGCCUUGAGCCGCCUGGACAAGCUGCGUCCAAGCAGUGGGCAAGCAGUGGGCAAGCAGUCAGCGUCUGCUGGGAGUCGGAAAGUGAAAAGUGACCCGGAAGGGGUCUGAGAUCCCGGCCUCCAGCUCACCUGCCUCCUAGAGGGCCAGCCCUGGACCAUGGACCCUAGGCUCCCUGCCCUGCCUCCAGGAUGCCCUGGCCAUUCCGGGCAAAGCACCCUGCCCUGUUCUUGCGGGCCGGAGGGGAGGGCAGCCAGCUCCUUCGUUCAUCGCGAGCCGUGCUGUCGCCGGGGUCGGCUCCUGGCCCGCUGCUGCCUCCCCUCUUCUUUUGAGGAGAUGUUUCCUGUUAGCCUCACUUGGCUGCACAUCAGAACGAUGCUUCUGCCUUUGGGUUGAAAAUCAGCCUCUUCAGUUAGAAAAAUAGUUACCUAAAAGGUAUUUGGAGUGACAGGUGCUGACUGCGCACCUUUCUGGGCCAGCAGCUCCGCCAGGGCGCAGGGGGCGAGUGCUGGGGGGUGCGGGGCCACUCAGCAGCAGCAGACCUGCCGUCCUGGGGUCCUGGCCUGCGUGGCCAGGGGUUUGUUCGUCAGGGGACGCGGGGCAGUGCCGGCGCGCCCUCGUGGACAGCUACUGGAGGGUGUCGUGGUACUGGCGGCGGGGGAAGGGGCAUGGGCCACCCGGGGCCUCUCAGCCCACACGUGUCAGCCCCUGUCACCCCGAGUCUCAGCAGUUACUCCCGUGUGCUCUGCGGGCCGCCGAAGUCGCCGAAGCUCAGGGGUUACCAGUGCCAGUUUAGGAUGGUUGUUUUAAAGCCGGUGUGUCACAGACUCUGCCUCAUGGUGCAGAGCGCUUCUCCCAGCCGCUUUCCAAGGGCAGGCCAUCAUUCUGCCAACGUGCAUUCGACGUUCGGGCAGAGGUAACAGCUCCAUUCCACCUGCUGAGUUCACAGAAGGGGCAUGAAGCCGACGCUGGGUGCAGGCCGGGACCUGCGCCCUGCCUCUGGGCCGCCACCUGCUGGCGGGGCGGGGAAGGACGGCCACGUCUUCCAGCCAUUGGAGGCUCAGCAGAACGGCAGAAGCCGAGCUCUGGUGGGCCCGAGGCCGUGGGGUCAUCUGUGAGCACAGAGCCUGGGUAUUGUCUGCUCCUGCCCGGCCCUCCCCAUCUCCCCUUCGUCUCUGGUUCCCUGAAGCCCUGGGGGCCAACAGCAUAGCCCCAAGUCAGGGCGCCACCUGCUUGGCCCAGCUGAGGCCUUCGGAAGCUGGGUAGGAGCCUGGGGCCCCUUGGUUCCAGUCCCCUCUCUUUUUGGAAGGGGAUUGAGACGCUCAGAGAGAAGAGGGUUUACUUAGUCAUCCCCAGCGUGACCUCCAGGUGAGCGCCGUCACCUCCCGUUACUGUCCUUGAAGUGAAAGUUGACACUUGAAGACAGGCCCCAGGUCAGACCCCAUCGUGGCGCCCUGGUACAGGGAGGGGUCGUCUCCCUCGGACCCCAGCUCGAGGGAGGCUGCUCUCUCUGUGUCUGCCCGGGCUCCUCACCUGGGGUCCUAGCCCCCAGAAGCCCAGGGAGAUGGGUGAGAUGGGCUGAGCCCAGGGACCUUGUUCUGGUGGGUGUGGUGGGGAUGGACCCUCCUGGGGCCUGCAUGGCAGGGGGUCCGAGCAAGCUGGGGCCCAUCCUGGGUGUGUCCUGGUUACCCGGUAUCCCACCACAGAUGCAUGUCACGCAGGUCCCCAGAGGAGGUGUGCUGGCCCUGACCCCCGCCUGAGGCCGGGGGCCUGGCCGAGCUGGCUCUAGGGGCAGUGCCCGUCUGGUGGGGUCCCUCGUCCGCCACCCAGCGCCUUCCUGUCCCUCGCUCGCCAGCAGAGCGGUCCCUGCAGGUGGGCGGGGCCUCGGUCUGUGGGAAUGUGAGCCCUUGCUCUGUAAACAGCUGGUGACUCACCGCACAGCUAUGCCUGGCGGCCAGGCCUCGUGCACUGACGCUGCUGCCCAGCUUGCUGGAAUGGCACCCGCAGCCCCUCCUCCCUGACGUGGAAAACUUUCUCAUGGCUCCUGUGGCCUCCGCUGGCUUUUCCUGGUGGCUUCUCCAGCGUGCCUUGACCCCAGCCCUGGAGCGGGUUACGAUUUCCAAGCAGUUCUGUCCGGGUGACUGUGCCCAGGUUAUGACGACUAAUCCCAAACCGAACAAGGCAUUGAAGGUCAAGAAGGAGGCAGGCGAGAACGGCCCGGCGCUGGGCGACGAUGACCUGGUGUCCAUGUCCGUGCGGGAGCUGAACCAGCACCUGCGCGGCCUGUCCCGGGAGGAGGUCGCCCGGCUGAAGCAGCGCCGGCGCACGCUCAAGAACCGCGGCUACGCGGCCAGCUGCCGCAUCAAGCGCGUCACGCAGAAGGAGGAGCUGGAGCGGCAGCGUGUGGAGCUGCAGCGGGAGGUGGAGAAGCUGGCGGCGGAGAACGCCGGCAUGCGGCGGGAGCUGGACGCGCUGCGCGCCAAGUACGAGGCGCUGCAGGCCUUCGCCAGGACCGUGGCCCGCGGGCCCGUCACGCCCACCAAGGUGGCCACCACCAGCGUCAUCACCAUCGUCAAAUCCCCCUCCGUGCCCUUCUCGGCCGCCUCCUAGGGCCCGUCCGCUGGGCUCGUCAGGGGGUCCCACGGGGACAGACGCCGUGACUCCCGGGUCAGAGCAGGGGCGGGUGCCGGGUGAGGAGAGG
This is a messenger RNA of Pteropus alecto (black flying fox), 2875 nucleotides long. It is a transcript of the gene MAFK, whose product is annotated as MAF bZIP transcription factor K. Gene Ontology annotation, biological process: regulation of transcription by RNA polymerase II. The transcript has 3 exons. Bases 2212 to 2784 code for a protein of 190 amino acids. Gene Ontology annotation, cellular component: nucleus. NCBI's taxonomy places the organism in Eukaryota, Metazoa, Chordata, Mammalia, Chiroptera, Pteropodidae. The record is from RefSeq and is a predicted model, not a curated record. Gene Ontology annotation, molecular function: DNA-binding transcription factor activity, RNA polymerase II-specific; RNA polymerase II cis-regulatory region sequence-specific DNA binding.